Messenger RNA from Echinostoma caproni, 714 nucleotides. Lineage: Eukaryota; Metazoa; Platyhelminthes; Trematoda; Plagiorchiida; Echinostomatidae. The record is from the annotation of a GenBank genome assembly.
AUGUUGCACCGAGUACCCUUCGGUAGCAAGCAGAUAAGUGUCACAGGAUGGUGCGGUCUUCUGACGUUUUGCACUUUGCUGCUGGCUUGGGUGGUCGGAUUCUCCAUACGAUUGUUCUCUGUAAUCCGUUUUGAAAGCGUCAUACAUGAGUUCGAUCCAUGGUUUAACUACCGCGCAACAAAACAAAUGGUUGAAAACAACUUUCAGUCGUUUUACAACUGGUUCGAUAGCACAGCCUGGUACCCAUUAGGUCGUAUUGUAGGUGGCACGGUUUACCCCGGGUUGAUGGUUACUUCGGCACCUGGUUACAUCAGCCGUUCAUCAGCCGGCAGUUACGACAACGAGGGGAUCGCCAUUUUUGCACUUAUGUUCACUUACUACCUCUGGGUGAAAGCUGUCAAAUCCGGUUCAGUAUUUUGGGCGGCAGCGUGCGCAUUGGCUUAUUUCUACAUGGUUUCUGCUUGGGGUGGCUACGUUUUCAUCAUCAACCUCAUACCGUUGCACGUCUUCGUGCUGCUGCUUAUGAACCGUUACUCUGCUAAGAUCUACGUCGCCUACACCGUGUUCUUCAUUCUGGGAUUAUUGAUGUCUAUGCAAGUUCCAUUCGUUGGCUUUCAGCCUUUGAAGACUAGUGAGCAUAUGGCCUCAUUGGGCGUCUUCGCUCUGAUACAAGUAAGUGCGCUCCCUAUUCGAUUUUAUGAGACCAGUAUUUAA